Messenger RNA from Daphnia carinata, 1120 nucleotides. RefSeq names its product trypsin-1-like. The record is from RefSeq and is a predicted model, not a curated record. Gene Ontology annotation, biological process: proteolysis. Gene Ontology annotation, molecular function: serine-type endopeptidase activity. Lineage: Eukaryota; Metazoa; Arthropoda; Branchiopoda; Diplostraca; Daphniidae. The transcript has 8 exons. The coding region runs from base 106 to 969 and encodes 287 amino acids.
CCCACUGUCCGUCGUGUCCCCGAUAACAAUCGAAAUUACCGAGGGGUAUAAAUAUGGAAACACGCUUCGGAGACCAGCACUCGUCCAUUGCUCCUGCCAGCCAAGAUGAAGUUCAUUAUUCUAGCCACUCUCCUCGCCUGCGCCUGGGCUGCUCCCCAGCGCAUGGUUAUGCCCCGUCUACCGGCUUCGGUCAUCAUGAAGGGCAAAUACCAGCUGAUCCCGGAGAACAAGAUCGUCGGUGGAGCUGAAGUCGUCCCCAACUCACUUCCCUUCCAGAUUUCCCUCCAGCGUAGAAGCCUUUCCGGUUCCUACUCGCAGUCGUGCGGUGGAUCCAUCCUUGACGAGCUUACCAUCCUUGAUGCAGCUCACUGCAUUGAUGGAGCCAACAUCGCCAACUUGCGUAUCGUCGCCGGUGAACACAGCCUGUCCGUUGAAAGCGGUCUUGAGCAGAACCGACUCAUUUCUCGCACUGCCACUCACCCCCGCUACAACAGCGCUACAUACGAGGAUGACAUCUCCCUGAUUUUCUUGGAUGCUCCAUUGGACUUGAGCGUUCCAUCUGCCAAGCCCAUUGCUCUGCCACCACCUACCAGCGAAUUGGAUCCUCCUGCUGGACUCAUCAUCACCGUUUCCGGAUGGGGAACCACUAGCUCCGGUGGAAGCAUUUCUGACGUCCUUCGCAGUGUUGAUAUUCCCGUUGUCUCUGACGCUGAUUGCGACGUUGCUUAUGGAGGCACUGCUUCCUCUCCCUCUGUCUUCCCAUCCAUGAUGUGCGCUGGUGACACCACCAACGGUGGAAUCGAUUCUUGCCAAGGUGAUUCCGGCGGUCCCCUCUUCACUGGCACCGGUGAGGCAGCAGUUCAACACGGUAUCGUCUCCUGGGGUCAGGGAUGCGCUUUUGCCCGAUUCCCAGGUGUUUACACCCAGGUUUCUUAUUUCCUUGACUGGAUCGCCGCUGCCCGAGGUUAAAGAAAACGACUCUAUGUUUAAAAAACUUAACAUCAAAACACCGUCGUCUCUCCAUAAUUCUAGUUUUGAAUGACUGUUUUUCUUGUUUCUUGCGAAGAAAGUAUUCGUUGGAACGUUGCCUUGGUCGGACGAAAUAAACAUGCAAAAACCA